UAAACUGAUCGGUCAGUUCACGAUCAACCAAUCGGAAGACUGCCUCUGGCUCAAUGUCUUUGUUCCUUCAAAAGACUGGAACGAGACAGACAAGCUGCCUGUUAUGGUGUUUGUUCACGGGGAGUCGUAUGAAGUGGGAACAGGAAAUGCAUACGACGGCAGCGUGCUGGCGUCAUAUGGCGGCGUGAUUGUAAUAACCGUAAACUACCGGCUUGGCGUAUUGGGCUUCCUUCAGACCGGCGACAAGGAGGCGCCGGGCAACUACGCCCUCUGGGACCUCAUUGCCGUGCUAUAUUGGGUCAAGGAAAACAUUGUAAAGUUUGGUGGCGAUUCCAAGCGGGUCACCCUGUUCGGGCACAGUCACGGGGCGGCCUUGGUCAAUCUGUUGCUCUUUACAAACGAGUACGAAGAAAUGCGACAGGCCUCUCAUGAUUUAUUCACGAACGUUAUCCUGCAGAGCGGAUCCGCCUUGAGUACUUGGGCGAUGUCGAUCGAUGCGAAACGCUGCACGCACAUGCUGGCACAGAAAGUCAACUGCUCAGUCGCGAUUAAUAAAUAUGACAGCCACAAGCUAGUGGAGUGCUUGCGGCAGAAAUCUGUCGACGACCUCGUGCGGAACGUGCCCGUUACGCCGAAGUAUUUCACGUGCUUCGCGCCAAGUAUCGACAAGAGCAUGAACGCGAAGAGCAUGUUCCCCAUGGGAAAAUCGCUCGAGGAGCUAAUCGAGCUGCGCAAUUCCAGGUUCGCCUCGAUCAAGAUGAUGGUUGGUGUAACACGGAAGGAGGCGUAUUCGUACCUCACACAGGGCGAGAUUGAAAACGGGAUAACGGAGAUACGGAGAACGCAGAUCAUGCGGACGUACGUUCAGAACAUAUACAUGUACAAUCGUCAGCAGAUUUACGACGUGCUUGACCACGAAUAUAAGCAGUACGAAGGGGUGAGAGACAAUUUCUCGCGCAGGGACGAGAUCAUGGACAUGCUUAGUGACGGUCAGUUUAAGGCGCCGUUACUAAAGAUGGCGCAAGAGCAUUCCAAACGGAAUGAUACCUACUUGUACUCGUUUGCGUACUCCACGCAGAGCGAGGACUACUCCCAUUGGUCAGGUGGAGUCCAUGGAGACGAGUUGCCCUAUAUAUUCGGUGCUCCACUGGUCGGCGGACUGUCGCCAUUUCCGUCGACGUACACAACGCCAGAAAUUGAGUUGAGCAAAUUUAUGAUGCGCAUGUGGACGAACUUUGCUAAGACUGGCGACCCGAAUCUACCUGAAGCAGGCGCCACCAACAGCGGUAACCCUUACUAUCCGGAGGAACGCUGGCCGAAGUACAAUAUCAGCAAACAAAGUUACCUGCAUAUAGGAAAUAUAGAUCGCAAAGGCUCAAAGGUGAAGGACUUCUUUAAAAGCCGGGAAACAGCAUUAUGGACAAAGUUAAUCCCAAAACUCAACGAGCCUGACAACAAUACGUCCGAGACUGGGCACCAGCUGGAAAACGCUGAAGACAUGUCGACUUUUGACGACCCGUCGCGCUUGAUUACGCAGUUCCGGUCAAUAUUCCCGUCGCCGCCGCCGCCUCCAUACACCCCGCCAGUUACCCCUCACUCAGUGACCCGGGGUACGAGACGGAGACAAAAGAGAUCUCCACAAGUGACUUUAUACUGCCGGUGUCCACUGAACAAGUGGAAAGUAACGAGAGACAACCUCCCAUUGUGGUAGCAUCGGCCUCGGGUCAAAUUACUAGUGAUAGUUCAAAUGUUCCGUUAAGUGUAACAAUAGCGGUAGGGUGCUCGUUACUUUUUCUAAAUUUCUUAAUUUUUGUCGGUAUGUACUUCCAACGAAAGAAACUCACGAAGAUGCGUCAGCGUCGAUGUGUCGACGUUUCUAACGCCGCCAGAGACGCAAGAGACGCAAGGGACGUAAGGGACGUCCGACUAAUUAACGUAAAUGAUAAUCAUGAUAUGUACUCUCAGAGGUGUGAACGCUCUGAUGUCACUAUAACGUCACACCCUCCGUCAGCGAUGAAUCAUAAAGCAAUGCCGGCGUCGGGGUCUGACGGACCUCAUGCUUACUCUACCAUAUCAAAACCGUCGACGAAUUCGGUCGGUUAUACAUAUAGUGCAUUAUCACAGACAGUUUCUUCACCUAUGCAUACAAAAGAGACGCCGCCACGCGACGCGUCUCUCAAAACGCCAAACACCGCCGUCAGCGGCGAGAACGCCGUGAAAACCUCAAAAGAAAACAACGCAAUACCACGCGCACACAAUUCAUCCCCAUCCCCGGAACCAAUAAAGAAUCCACAGCCUCGUGUGACAUCAAACAAUGCAAUCACCAUCGUAUGAUCCUCGAUUGAAGCGGACGUUUUUUGUUGGUUCAGUAAUUAUUUUUUCCAAUAUAAUAUGAGUCGUGUACUGCGAAAACUGGACAUA
Messenger RNA from Dreissena polymorpha, 2421 nucleotides. RefSeq names its product neuroligin-2-like. Gene Ontology annotation, molecular function: signaling receptor activity; neurexin family protein binding. The transcript is spliced from 6 exons. The record is from RefSeq and is a predicted model, not a curated record. NCBI's taxonomy places the organism in Eukaryota, Metazoa, Mollusca, Bivalvia, Myida, Dreissenidae. Gene Ontology annotation, biological process: postsynaptic membrane assembly; neuron cell-cell adhesion; modulation of chemical synaptic transmission. The coding region runs from base 104 to 1711 and encodes 535 amino acids. Gene Ontology annotation, cellular component: synapse; cell surface.